Molecule: messenger RNA, 796 nt
Organism: Drosophila ficusphila
Lineage: Eukaryota; Metazoa; Arthropoda; Insecta; Diptera; Drosophilidae
Product: probable pseudouridine-5'-phosphatase
Exons: 1
Coding region: 1-738 (245 amino acids)
Molecular function (GO): phosphatase activity
Source: RefSeq, a predicted model, not a curated record
AUGUCGGAAGAAGAUCGCGUUACAAAAACGUGUUUUUUUCAGCCAGUGACCCACUGCAUUUUCGAGUUGGAUGGCCUCCUAAUAGAUAGCGAAAGUUUGCGAACCGAAUCGGUUCAGAAGAUUCUGGAUCCCUAUGGACACACCUAUAGCUUUGAUCUGAAGAUGCGUUGCAUGGGAAAACCGGACUCGGAGCAGGCUGACCUCUUGGUGAACACCUUCAACCUGCCCUUCGGUCGCUCUGAGUUUGAAUCUCAGCACGAACUGCAAUGUCGGGGUAAAUUGCCUUUCAUUCGACUGAUGCCCGGUGUGGAGCGCCUCCUGAAGCAUCUUCACGAGUCCAAUGUUCCAAUGGCCAUCGGCAGUGGCAGUUGCCGGGAUUCGUUCAGGAUAAAGACACGUCGACACUCCAGUCUCUUCGAUGUCUUCCACCACGUGGUUCUGAGUGGCUCCGAUGAAGAAGUGAAGAGGGGAAAGCCUGCUCCAGAUAUUUUCCUCACCACCGCCUCUCGUUUUGAGGAUCCUCCGGAUCCGAGUAAAUGCCUGGUUUUCGAGUCCUCGUUGGUGGGAAUGGAGGCUGCCUUGGCGGCUGGAAUGCAGGUGGUUCUCGUUCCCGAUCCUCUGGUUUCUAUCCGAGCCAGUGCUCCGGCCACUCUGAGAUUGCGAUCCUUGGAGGGCUUCAAGCCACAAUACUUUGGCUUACCGCCUUUGGGAAAAUCAAACAUACACUCUGUUCUGUAAAAAAGUGAAGAUUAUAAAGAAGUUAAAUGUGGUUUAUUAAAGCCAAAUAUUAAAGUAA